AUGGAACUUCCUACUGAACUCCCUGGGUUAUUUACAUUGGGUGAGACUCGGUUUAAAGUUGCGACAUGGCGAAGAAUGCUCUUGGCUAGCAACUUUUCCUCGCAGUGUGUCCUGGAACAAGCCUGGUUUUGCAAAGCUUCCGAACGCAAACAGCAUGAAUUUCUUGUACUGUUUUUUGCUCACUGGGAUGCUUCGGUGCCUGCGAUUGCCUGUGUGGUCGUAGACCGUACUCCAAAGUCAUCCUCGAACGACAGUGGCUCCUCCACUCCUAUCACGCUUUCGUCGGGCAUCGCUUCUCCUUCAGCCUUGCAGACUGCUGCCCUUGACUCUGUUUCCACUACACCAUGUACAGGUAUUAAUACGUGCAAGUACCUAACAUCAAUGUACGGCCCAUACAACCAUCUUUGUACCCUCACAUUCCCUCCCACAUCCACACGUCCCUCUGCAACCCAGAUAUCGGUUCUCUUAUCUGUAACCAGCACACAUGCUCCCAACUACAACCUGUAUCAUUUCCAAUGUUACUGGUAUGCCAGUACUAUCUGGGAGGCCAUAAAACAGCUCUUCCCUGGCUACAUCGAGGGAACCUGGCAAGGACCCCGCUGUCACUACUAUGGUUUUAAAGUGGAAAAGGCUGAUAGUGUGGAAGUCGUGUGUGAGCAGUACGUCAAUGAGUGGACCCGCCUCGAAAAUGAAGCAGAGCUGCAGAGACGAGCAGAGCUGCAGAGGCAAGCAGAGCUCGAUAGAAUACAACAGACAUGGAAGGAUGGUGUGGCUCAUGGUCUAGCCCAGAGCCAGGCACUAAUUGACCGCUUGCUAGCGGAAAUUUUCCAAUUACAAAGCGGUCUAAGAACUCCAGAGGCAAGCAGAGCUCACCGGAACACAACAACAGACAUGGAUGGAUGGUCUAGCUCAUGGUCUAGCCCAGAGCCAGUCACAGAUACAUCUGCGUCAGGUGCUCAAAAUUGA
Molecule: messenger RNA, 966 nt
Organism: Suillus plorans
Lineage: Eukaryota; Fungi; Basidiomycota; Agaricomycetes; Boletales; Suillaceae
Exons: 4
Coding region: 1-966 (321 amino acids)
Source: RefSeq, a predicted model, not a curated record